CCAAACAUUUUCCAUUCCCAUCCUCCGCAAAACCCCCAAACUUAGCUAGCCUACCAAGGAAGAGGAAAAUAUUCCUCUUCCCUUAGCUCCGACGCCGCCGGCUUCCUCCGGCCGCGCCGCCGGUCGAACCCGCCAUAGAUCUCGACCGAAGCACGCUUACCAGGCGAGCAGGCGUCCUCUUCCCUCCGACUGGGUCGGUGUGGAGAGGAAGGCCCACUCGACGCGGCUCCUUUGGUUGGCUGCUUGUUCCAAGGUUAAAUGGCAAACAGAGCAAGGUGGGUGAUGAAGUUUGAAAAGGGGCUUAUUGAUAUACUACAUGAGAACAAUAAUUCACAUUAUAGGACUCCAAACGGAUGGAGAAGUGAGGGAUGGAAGAAAAUUGUUAAGGAAUUUAAUGAUAGGCACCCAGAUGCAGGGUUUACUAAAGUUCAAAUUCAGGAACAUGAGACUCAGCUGAAGAAAGACUAUAAAUUGAUAAAAUCCAUCCUUCAGCGUGAUGGUGUUUCAUGGGACCAGAAUGCUUCUAUGAUCAGAACAACAGAUGAAAUCUGGGAUGAGAUAAUCGACGAGUCACCAAAAGCGCGGAAGUACCAAAGUAAGAGUUUUCCAUUGCUUCAAUCGCUGGAGAUGUUACUUGAAAGGGAUAUUCCUGAGGGGGUCGGGUCUAUUGACGAGGAAGACAACAACACCAGCACACUGCAGAUUAUGUCUAGAAGACUUUCUGCACUGGUUCCUGGAAGCAUUGAUGAGGGUGAGAACAACAUCAGCACACUGCAAAGAACUCUGGAGCUAGGAUCACAAGGUCUGGAAGAUGUCGAUCUGCUGCAAAAUCACGAUGAAGAGGCAUUGGAAAGACCACAGCCUGGGGCAGACCCAAAGCCGCAACAAAGAGCCGAUGAACCCGCGCAGUCAAGCUCCUGCAUAGAACCACAAAAGGACAAGCCCAAGAAGCGCAAGGCGUCCGACAUCCAACAGACCAUGGAGGCUUAUCUAGACUUCAGAAUGAAACAGGCUCGCAUGAAGGAACAAACCAAAAAGGACGGCGAGCAGUUCUCGAUUUCAAGGUGUAUCAAGGCUCUGCAUUCUAUGACGGAUGUGUCUGAUCAAGUCAGGGUUCUAGCUGCUGAUGUUUUCAAGGACACGGUGAACCGGGAGAUCUUUCUCUCGUAUGAGCCCAGGCUUCGCGCUCUGUGGCUGAAGAGGGAAGUCAACAGGUUACUCUGUUGAUCAGCUGUUGUAUCGAGUCUCGUCGCGGUGUCUUGUCUCCGGUGAAAUGUGAAUUUCCACACCCUGGAGUCCUUGCUACGGAGUAGGUUGUAGGAGUAGCAUACUUUCAGUGCCUAGAAGUACUUUGGUGACUCAUUAUGUGUACUAUAGCAUACUUUCUGCGGCCUAUAAUAAUUAUUUUGGUGACUCA
This is a messenger RNA of Hordeum vulgare subsp. vulgare (domesticated barley), 1417 nucleotides long. RefSeq lists its product as uncharacterized. The transcript is spliced from 4 exons. Lineage: Eukaryota; Viridiplantae; Streptophyta; Magnoliopsida; Poales; Poaceae. The record is from RefSeq and is a predicted model, not a curated record. Bases 259 to 1227 code for a protein of 322 amino acids.